Molecule: messenger RNA, 1196 nt
Organism: Mytilus trossulus (common blue mussel)
Lineage: Eukaryota; Metazoa; Mollusca; Bivalvia; Mytilida; Mytilidae
Product: putative defense protein 2
Exons: 4
Coding region: 206-1075 (289 amino acids)
Cellular component (GO): membrane
Source: RefSeq, a predicted model, not a curated record
UUUUUAGCUUGCAUGUAGAAUUCUUCAAAUCAUGUCAAUAUAAAGUUUGAUGUCUAGAUUAACUUCGACAGGUUCAUGAUUCAACAUGGCUGACAUGAUAUCGGGUACACCAAUACAACACAGCACUUGUCAUGUUAAACCAUAGCCAAGGGCUUCAUGUAAUUGCUUUUUACGAAAUCACAGAUUUAUUUCUUCAUUUUGCAAGAUGAAAUUGACUUUUUUGUUUCUUUUGUCAAAUGUUUCUAUUUGUUUAGCAUAUUCGACGGGAGCUCCAAAAUCUAAAACCGUUUGUAGCAGACGACAGCCUCAUCAUGGAGUUCAGCCACAAAUUACCAGUAGUCCAUACGUUAUCUUAGUGAAUUCAACGUUUCCCGGAUAUGGUGACCUAAUAGAAGUUACAGUCAAAGCCAAUGAAAACGCUAGGUUUAGAGGCUUUCUAAUACAAGCUUUGCCAGAAAAUGACAAGUUUGCUCCUAAACAAACCAAACCGAUUGGAGCAUUUUCAAAUGGCGGGAAGUUGAUAAACUGCUUCCAAGACAAUGACACGGUCACGCAUACAAAUAAUCAAGAUAAAUCGUCAAUAACACUGCUCUUCAAAAUGUCAGCAACAGAAGUCUACAAGAAUUUCUCCUUCCGUGCUACAAUUGUAAAGGAUUUUAGGACAUUUUGGACAGAUGUGGCAUCAGCACCUAUUUCAACUCCUGAUGCUGGUCCAUCGCCAUCAGAAGAUUGGACAAGAACCGUAAUAAAAACAGCAGAAAGUAUCAGUAAAGGAAAGUCCGAAUGGGAUCGAAAUAUUGAAGAACGCUUAAACCUAGGGUAUUCUAAAAUGUUUAAUUCCCUAGGACAACUGAAAACCAGAAACAUUUUUAGUAAUCUGCCAUUCACUAAUAGAAACAACAAUGACAUUAAAGAAAGUGAUACAAAUUCGUUGUAUGAAAGUGAUAAAAAGCUUAACGAAUUGUCAACUGAUUUGCUGACUAAAGAACUGUUACAAGGAGACGUAAAUUCUGCUGUAAUCUUAGCAAAGAAGCUAGACAUUUCUUUUUCAGAUCCAAACAAACAAAUGUUAUAACGAUAUUAUAUUUAAUGUUGUAUAUAUAUGAUUAUAGAUAAACAGUUCGGAGUGUCUUUAUUGUGCAAUGUGCAAUAUGAUGAUAUUUCUAUAAUGAAUAAGAAUUUUUUAUGUACUAUUC